Tuber aestivum (summer truffle) is the source of this 4266-nucleotide messenger RNA. The record is from the annotation of a GenBank genome assembly. NCBI's taxonomy places the organism in Eukaryota, Fungi, Ascomycota, Pezizomycetes, Pezizales, Tuberaceae.
AUGAGGAUUUCUAUUGCUAUUGCUGCUGCGGUGGCUUCACUACUUGUACUUGUUUCUGCACAGGCUGCAGCUUUGGGUCAAUGUAUGUUUGAUGCUUUUGUGGGAUUGAUAUUUGAUAUUGUAGCGCUAAUGGAAUAUUAGGUGGCCUUAUUGGCUACACAAGUUCUCCAACUCCCACUGCGGGGUAUUCUUCUACUAGGGGGAGCGAUUACCCCAGCACUACGACUUCCGCUAUGGGAUAUCCUACUACUGGGGCGAGCGAUCGUACGGAAAUCUACUUCUACCCAAGGUUUUGCAUUGCUAAUACAAAGGAGCCUCUAGAUUACCCCCACCCCACCCUAGAACCAUCUGGUGUUACUUGCUCGGGAGCAACCAAAUUCAAGUACUUUGGAGGUGAUUACGCCCCUUAAUUAUUCGAGGUUGGUGAACUAACUAGAACCGACAGUAAACCAGGCUGGCGCUGAGUUUGCAGGUGGUACCGUUCCCGGCGAAUUGGGAACUCACUACACCUGGCCUACAACAACUAGCAUAGAUGUCUGUCUUCCGUGACAUGUCUCCGUGAAAUCUACGAUGCUGAUUUGCCCUUAGUACUUCCUUGACAUCGGAAUGAAUACCUUCCGUAUUCCGUUCCUGAUGGAGAGGAUGGUUCCACCCGCCCAAGGUCUAGCUGGAACUAUGGACGCUACAUAUCUUGCAGGGCUGAAGAAGGUGUGUCGCCGUGGCACUAAAUGAAGAAACCGACAUCUUACAAGCUUAUAGAUUGCUACCUACGUCACCGGAAAAGGAGGAUAUGCUGUCAUUGACCCACACAACUACGGCCGCUACAACGACAAAAUUAUCACCGAUACCGCUGCCUUCGGCACAUGGUGCAAGAACAUCGCCAGAGAGUUCAAGUCCGACCCCAAUAUUAUUUUCGGUACUACUCAAUCUUUCCGAUUCAAUAUUUCCCGCUCUAACUUUGGUAGAUACCAACAACGAAUUCCAUAACAUGGACCAGACCCUCGUCUUCGAUCUCAACCAAGCCUGUAUCAACGGAAUCCGCGCUGCAGGUGCCACUUCUCAAUUGAUCUUGGUGGAGGGUAACUCAUGGACCGGCGCCUGGACCUGGGUCUCCAGCGGCAACGCCCCAAGCAUGAUGGAACUGAAGGACCCCAACAACAAUAUUGCAUUCGGUAAGCCUUCCAAUUUCCCAGAAUGUUCAAAAACACGGCUAAGCAAUGACAGAGAUGCAUCAAUAUCUUGACGCCGACGCUUCCGGAACCUCCGAGUCCUGCGUAUCCUCCACCGUUGGUGAAGAGAGACUUACCGCCGCUACCAACUGGCUCAAGCAGAACGGAAAGAAAGGAUUCCUUGGUGAAAUCGGCGCUGGAAGUAAUGACGCUUGUAUCGCAGCGGUCCAUGGCGCUCUCUGUCACAUGCAGCAGGCCGACGGUGUCUGGCUUGGUACGACUUUAUCUGUUCCCUAGGUGAUAUAGUAUGAUUGCUGACUGAUGUGUCUUUAUUAAUUGUAGGUGCUCUCUGGUGGGCCGCUGGACCUUGGUGGGGAACUUACUUCCAGAGCAUUGAACCUCCGAAUGGUCCUUCGAUCUCUAGAAUUCUCCCAGAGGCUUUGAUGCCGUUUAUUUAAGGAAUUUGAAAUUUGAAAUUAUUCUUUUUUGCUUUCGAGGGAGAAAUAAAUUAAUUUGUGGAAACAUUCACCCGCUCUGGGAGGGUCUUCUGAAAUGGAGUUUCACGGGGACUUUUGGCGAGGGAGUGUAGGCUGUCAAAUAUAGAGGCUAUCCAAAGCACGCUUUGCUGGUGGUGAGAUCGCUUGGGUCUAGGGAUACGCGGCUUUAAUUAAAUUGUGAUGGCGCCGGUACUACUCCGGUCAUGUCUAAUCACUCGACUAUUGACUCCACAUGAUUGUUGGAAAUGUCGUAUGUGAGGUGAGGGAUAGAACCAGGAUUUUUAACUGUUGUCUCUUGUUCAUUGUUACUUAGGUGCCACACAGUGGUACUUAUGCCUGUGUGAGGUAUCUAUAUACAGUGCCGAUGAUAUGUGUCCCCAGUAUGCCUUGUCGGGCAAUGUUCCGUCACAUUGAAGUCAUCCUUUCAACAAUGAUACCUAUUGAAAUUCGCAUAUGGAUAGUCCUCCGUAUCAAAUUCAUCUAGCAAUGGAUUCUAAAAUAUGAUUCCCGUUCCAGAAGUGUAUAGCUCCGGACCUAGCCACUUUGACUCUGUUUUGUACUCUAGGGUCACGAAUGAUACGCGUGAGUUUUCACUACGUUCGACUAUCUAGUUCAAGCACUGUAGUCCCUAUUUACAGGCCAUUUCUGGAGCGUCCAUGGUUCAUUUGGCCUCCGGAAAAAAACCAGCUCCCGGGGGAGAUAUCAAGUGUAUAUGUUUUUCUCAAAGGAUAGUUUAUUCCGUCAUUCCCUCAUCACCUAUCCCCCCCACCUCUUAAUCCUUUGUCUGUUCCUUUGGGAGCCGACAUGGGGUUGAGGUAAUACGCAGGGCAUCACCGGCCGUGCGCUCACCCGCCGGGUAUGAUACAGUAGCCCAAAAAACAGACUAUCAUAGAGCUCAAGGAGGUUUUGUUCUCACGAUAUAGUCUUUACCCCCCCGCUCUGCGCCCAGGAAAGUAAUGACAACUAGAAGGCGUGGAAAGAAAAAAAGGAAAUCGAAUAUCGAGAGUAAAUCAAAAAUUGAGCAGCCCAGGUGUCCGGAGACAGCUGGGGUAGUGCCUACCUUUGUCGUGCAAUAAAGGUGGGACACCGCGAGAGCCUACGAUUGAUGAGCGGAGGGCUCUCCUACUAGGUAAGUAUGAAGAAGGGAGAAGUAAUGGAGAGGGGAGGUAUUUAUAGAGGCAAGUUUGGGAUGCCAAGGCGUGAUGACUUUGGCCGACAGGCAUUGAUAGGGUUGAGGGUCCGACCUUAGGGGAGGAGUUCAAUGAAGGGCAAUGUAUCGCAACACGGGCUCAGUAGUCGGACUUUAGGGAACUUCGUUUAGAGUACAGAAGGGUGUUGAAUACUUUACCCCCGCGGCAGCAUCCCGGAAGGCCGUUACAAAGAAAUAAAAGAACAAGAGCCCGCCAGAACAGACAAAUAAGGCCCGGGACCCUUCUAGGUCUUUCUCAAAAAUCAGUACUACUGCAUGAUCUUCCACGUUGGGAGAAGUGGGAAACACGGAGGUAAUAAAAAUGAGAGAGGGGGUGAAAUUUGGGUAGAAAGUCUAGAUACUUAUAGAAGUGAUUUUUGGGGUAGAAUCUAUCUGGAAAGUCGAUAAUAUGCAUCUAAGCAUACAAACCAUGGGGGAUUGUGCAUCCCGUGGAGAAAGCGCUCCUUUUGGUUGGUGAUGUUUGUAACAGUAGUGUGGAGUAAGAGGAUUUUUUGAAUACGCCAGCUGCUUGUAAAAGCUCGUCAUUCCGUUGCCCGGGGAGGAUCUGAACAUCCACCCAUAAAUGGAGUUUACAGUGAGGGGCUUUUUUAAGGGGAGAAAAUACUUGUUUUGUUUUGUGAAGAAAGUUCCGAGGAAACAAUCGCCAUGCUGUCCGGGAUACUAAAUUAACUAUGAUUGAUUUUAUACUGCUGUUUAAGGGCCCUCUUGAGUUUUCUGCCGCCUCCUCGCACCUCAGCUGCGAUAGAGAGGGAGGGUUGGGGAAAAUAGAAAGGAACAGGCCCCACUGUGAACAUAUUACCGGCAACCUUCUGCACUUCACGGAAUCGCACUUUUUUCAAAAGGAACGGUAGCAUUAGUACCGAAACAAUCGAAAUCCCCUUCAUCCCCUCGCGCAACAGCCAGGAGGAUGACGAAAAAGAGAACAGAGAAGAAAGGCCACAGGGGGUAAAUCAAAAAUUGAGCAGCCCAGAUGUCCGGAGACAGCUGGCGCAGCGCCUGCCUUCGGCGUGCAACGAAAUCAGAACACAGCGAGAAUCCACCGUUGAUGAGCGGAGGACUCCACCACUAGGUAAGUAUGAGGAGAGAAGAAGGAAUGGGGGAAGGAGGUAUUUAUAGCGGAGACGGGGUAGCCAAGACUUUGUGAAUUUUGGCCGACGGGAAUCGAUAGGGCUGCUGGUUUAACAUCAGAGAAUUGCGCCGCGAUAGUGGCCGGAUAAGCAAAAAAUGAUUAAGGACCUGUUGAGCACGCCAGGAUUACACUAUGAUUUGGACUUAAAGUCCCGACUUGAAAACCAAAGUCUAGAAACUCCAAAGUCCGGACUCUGUAAACUAGCCAUACCAAACACGACAGGGUUUAGGUUAGGACUAUGGAGAACUUGUGUAUCUGAUG